UCGAGCAGAGAGAGGUGGAGAGCACCUCGGAUACGGGCCCGUUAGCUCGCUAAGUAGCUGAUUUGUCCCCGAUGGAUCACCGUAGUCUUCUCAUUCCAGGAAGAACGGAGCAGAAAGAGUGAAGGCGAGAGUGGAGAGGAAGAAAAAAUAACUUGUGUGCGCGCCUGCCUGCGGAUGAGAAACGUCAUAACGCGACCGCACACAAGAAGAAAGGAGUAACCAAAACAAGGCGAAAUAAGUUAGAUAGCUAGCUACAACAGACCCGUCGGGAAUAAUCUUAGAGUGGUCGCCAGUGCUGCAUCUGAUCACCAGACGAACCAAUGUAAAGUCUAAGGAGCGUCGGGACGUUUUUAAGCUUGCCGACGUUUCUGCGUUUGUGGCUUGGUUUGCUUAAUAGCGAGCUUGCCAGCAAUAUUUUGAUUUUCCCUCGAAGGACUAAGGACCGUGCCUACACGCAGCAAAUACUGGGGAGUGGAAAUUAAGUACACCAUACCUGAGCAAUAGUAGAUGUAUAAAAAACUGAAAUAAUCUGACAGUAAGCUCGGGACGUAGCCGAUUGACCUACCAAGCUAUCUGGGAAAGCCAUGUAGACAGCUAGCCAGCUACAAACGGCAAAAGUACACCCGAUUGAUUACAGUACGAUAUUUAAUACAUCGGGAAUGACGAAAAUAUGCUAAUCUAGCUAGUUUUCUGUUGUAAUUGGUGCAUUUUGUAGAAAAAACUGGCUAAAUAUUUUGUAACGUUAAUACAUGCGUGGGUAGGGUUCUGAUUAUGAACUAAUAAUAAACCUGUCUAACCACGAUAAUUCCUCGGAGUUAUUUUUACCCACUCGUGUCUGUCUUCUCAAGGAGCAACGCACUGUAACGCUACAGCAGCGGCUAAUCAUUGGAUUGACUGGGACCGUUUUCCAUUUUUUCCUUGUCUGUUGGGUGUGAUCUGUUCAGUUUAGCAAAGCGCACAUACGCAGCGUUGCCGAAAUGAUCACGGAGUGGGAGCGCAGCGUCCGUGUUAUGGCAUCACCACCAUCCCCGUCUCACUGUACCCGGUGGAGUGGCACUUACGCAGCCAUGCAACUUUGAAGAUUUAAAUCCUUAUUGAUCGGCAAAGACGCCAGCGCUGGAUCUAGCUAGUUUAUUCGUUUUUUACGCAGUGAGACGAGAAAACACUAGUACACGUAUAGCUGGCUAGCUAAUAGUUUGUUAUUGUUUUGCUUUCAGUCCGUAUGCCCUCGCUAUGUUUAGAUUGGUAUGUACUAGGUAGCUACUAGCUAGCUAUGUGUUAGUUUGCCAACUUUACGCAGACGGUUUCUAUUCGGGACCCAGACUAGCUAGCUAACUUUAGUUAGCCAGCUACAUGAGUGCUGUCUCGGAAUAAUACAUUCCCCCCAACCGAAGCGGACUGUGCGUUGUUUUUCGAUACUUCUUUAUUUUACGUUUAAGUUUAAACGACAGUUCGGAGGAAAAUGUCUGAAAAUGCACCAACGAGAAGCUUGGAUGACAUCGAUCUGGCGGCACUGCGGGACCCAGCUGGGAUCUUUGAGCUGGUGGAGGUUGUGGGCAACGGGACCUAUGGGCAGGUGUACAAGGGCCGCCAUGUGAAGACGGGCCAGCUGGCGGCCAUCAAGGUGAUGGACGUGACGGAGGAGGAGGAGGAGGAGAUCAAGGCCGAGAUCAACAUGCUGAAGAAGUACAGCCACCACCGCAACAUUGCCACCUACUACGGCGCCUUCGUCAAGAAGAGCCCGCCGGGGCACGACGACCAGCUCUGGCUGGUGAUGGAGUUCUGUGGGGCGGGCUCCGUCACAGACCUGGUGAAGAACACCAAGGGGAGCUCUCUGAAGGAGGACUGGAUCGCCUACAUCUGCAGGGAGAUCCUGAGGGGCCUGUCUCACCUGCACACCCACAAGGUCAUCCACAGAGACAUCAAAGGUCAGAACGUUCUGCUGACAGAAAAUGCUGAGGUCAAACUGGUGGACUUUGGGGUGAGCGCCCAGCUGGACAGGACGGUGGGGAGGAGGAACACGUUCAUCGGCACACCCUAUUGGAUGGCUCCAGAGGUCAUAGCCUGCGAUGAGAACCCUGACUCCACCUACGACUACAGGAGCGACAUCUGGUCUCUGGGGAUCACGGCGAUAGAGAUGGCAGAAGGAGCACCACCGCUGUGUGACAUGCAUCCAAUGAGAGCUCUCUUCCUCAUUCCUCGAAACCCGCCUCCCAAACUCAAGUCUAAGAAAUGGUCGAAGAAGUUCAUAGACUUCAUUGAGGGGUGCCUGAUAAAGACGUACCCCAGCCGGCCCUCCACAGAGCAGCUCCUCAAGCACCCCUUCAUCCGGGACCAGCCCACCGAGAGGCAGGUCCGCAUCCAGCUCAAGGACCACAUCGACCGCACCCGCAAGAAGAGAGGGGAGAAGGAGGAGACGGAGUACGAGUACAGCGGCAGCGAGGAUGAGGACGAAAACCGCAACGACGAGAGAGAGUCCAGCUCGAUCCUGAACGUGCCGGGCGAGUCGACGCUGAGGCGGGACUUCCUGCGGCUGCAGCAGGAGAAUAAGGAGCGCUCGGAGGCGCUGAAGAGGCAGCAGGCCCAGCAGGCGGCCCAGCGGCGCGACCCCGAGGAGCACAAGAGGCAGCUGCUGCACGACCGGCAGAAGCGCAUCGAGGAGCAGAAGGAGCAGCGGCGCCGCCUGGAGGAGCAACAGAGAAAGGAGCGCGAGAUGGUGAGGCAGCAGGAGAAGGGUCCGCACCGCAGGCUGGAGGAGCUGAGGAGGGAGGAGGACAGGAGGAUGGCCGAGAGGGAGCAGGAGUUCAUAAGGCAUAAGUUAGAGGAGGAACAGCGACAGUUAGAAAUUCUCCAGCAGCAGCUGCUUCAGGAGCAGGCCCUGCUCAUGGAGUACAAGCGCAAGCAGCUGGAGGAGCAGCGGCAGUCGGAGCGGCUGCAGAGGCAGCUGCAGCAGGAGCACGCGUACCUGGUGUCCCUGCAGCAGCAACAGCAGCAGCAGCAGGACAAGAAGCCGCAGCUCUACCACUACAGCAAGAACCUGGAGCCCAACAACAAGCCGGCCUGGGCUCGCGAGGUGGAGGAGCGCAGUAAGCUGAACAGGCAGGGCUCCCCCAAGAUCUGCACCACCGUGUCCGACACCGCCCUCCAGUCCCGCUCCGACUCCGUCAGCCAAUCGGCCGCCGGGCAGGCUGCCCAGACCCCGCCCAUGCAGCGGCCCGUCGAGCCACAGGGCGGCCAAAGCAAGUUUCAGAUGGCUCACCUGGUCCCUCUGAAGCCCUACGCAGCCCCGGUGCCCCGCUCCCAGUCCCUGUGCGACCAGCCCACUAAGACCAUGUCUGCCUUCCCCACCCAGGACCCCUCCCCCACCCCCGCCCCCCGCUCCGUCCCCUCCAGGGAACUGGUGCGCCAGAACUCCGACCCCACCUCCGAGAGCCCCGCCCCCCAGCCGCGGCCAAUCAGCAGGGACGACCGCGGGCCCUGGAUCCGCAUGCAGGACCCGGAGCAGCCACCCAAGGUGCCCCAGAGGACGACCUCCAUCGCUGCCGCCCUGAACUCCAACCUGUCCUCUGGCAUCAGACACCCAGUGCGGGCCAGUAACCCCGACCUCAGCCGCAAUGACCGCUGGGAGCGCAGUGACAGCGUCAACGUGGUGGCCAACCUGCCCCAGACCGGCUCCCUGGAGAGGCACCGCGUCCUGGCCUCCUCCAAAAUGGAGUCGUCCCCUAUCGUGCCCCCGGAGGGUCGCCCCAAGCUCGGGGAGUCCCGCACCUCCUCUCGGCCGGGACGCCCUGCUAGUUAUAAGAGAGCUAUAGGAGAGGACCACGGGCUGUUUCCCAAAGAGCGCCAGGAGGAGCCCCCGAGACCCCCGGCGAAGGCCAUGGACUACUCCUCCUCCUCAGAGAGCAGCGAGAGCAGCGAGGAGAGCGAGAGCGGAGAAGGGGUGGAGGAGGAGGAGAGCCCCACAGACCGGGUCCGUGACGCAGACUCGGACUCCGUCAACACCAUGGUGGUCCAUGAGGAGGAGGGCGAGGGUGGGGAGGAAGGCCAGGCUGGGGGCUACGGGGACCAGACCAUGCUGGUGCAGAGGACCCCAGAGAAGCGCAGUCACAACGGCUACACCAACCUCCCGGACGUGGUGCAGCCCUCCCACUCCCCCACCGACCCCGCCUCUCACCCCUCCCCGGGGAAGGACGCCGUCUAUGAUUAUCAGUCGCGGGGAUUGGUCAAGGCUGCUGGGAAGUCCUCCUUCACCACCUUUGUGGACCUGGGGAUGUACCAGCCGCAGGGGGGUCCGGGAGAGUCCGUCUCGGUGGCGGGCUUUGUCUCCAGGUUCGAUCAGCUGAAGCUGGAGGUGCGUAAGGGCUCUGUGGUGAACGUGAACCCAGCCAACACCCGCCCCCACAGCGACACCCCCGAGAUCCGCAAGUACAAGAAGAGGUUCAACUCGGAGAUCCUGUGCGCCGCCCUGUGGGGGGUGAACCUGCUGGUGGGCACAGAGAAUGGGCUGAAGCUCCUGGACCGCAGUGGUCAGGGGAAGGUGUACCCCCUCAUCAACUCCCGCAGGUUCCAGCAGAUGGACGUCCUUGAGGGCCUCAACCUGCUCAUCACCAUAUCAGGUAAAAAGAACAAGGUGCGUGUGUACUACCUGUCCUGGCUGAGGAACAAGAUCCUACACAACGACCCUGAGGUGGAGAAGAAGCAGGGCUGGACCACCGUGGGAGAGAUGGAGGGAUGUGUGCACUACAAAGUGGUGAAAUAUGAGAGAAUCAAGUUCCUUGUGAUUGCUCUGAAGAACUCCGUGGAGGUGUACGCCUGGGCUCCCAAGCCUUAUCACAAAUUCAUGGCUUUCAAGUCCUUCGCUGACCUGCCCCACAAGCCUCUGCUGGUUGACCUCACGGUGGAGGAGGGUCAGAGGUUAAAGGUCAUCUAUGGAUCCAGUGCUGGGUUUCACGCCAUCGACGUUGACUCGGGAAACAACUACGACAUCUACAUCCCUGUGCAUAUCCAAAGCCAGGUGAUGCCCCACGCCAUCGUGUUCCUGCCCAACUCCGACGGCAUGGAGAUGCUGGUGUGUUACGAGGACGAGGGCGUGUACGUCAACACCUACGGCCGCAUCAUCAAAGAUGUGGUGCUGCAGUGGGGGGAGAUGCCCACCUCCGUGGCGUACAUCUGCUCCAAUCAGAUCAUGGGGUGGGGAGAGAAGGCCAUCGAGAUCCGCUCCGUGGAGACGGGGCACCUGGAUGGGGUCUUCAUGCACAAGAGAGCCCAGAGGCUCAAGUUCCUGUGUGAGAGGAAUGACAAGGUGUUCUUUGCGUCUGUGCGUUCCGGAGGCAGCAGCCAGGUCUACUUCAUGACGCUGAACAGGAACUGCAUCAUGAACUGGUGAAGCAGGGGGUGGGGGCUGCCGUGUCCGUCUGUCCAAUCAUCUGUGCGUUUGUCCACCCGGCUCCUCCCUCACGCAACAAGCCCCCCUUCGCAUGGGCAGCAGCCAGCAGAGUUCGGUGGGGCGAGGGGAAUGGGGGGGGGGCUGCACCCCUAGUUUCCACAGCGCUGCCAAAUAACGCUUCAGUCCUUCCCACUAAUGCCCCCCCCCGAGCCCUUGUCGUGAAUGAACCCACAUGCUAACCACCUGACUUAAGUCAGCUGUCUUAAUUGGCUGAAAGCCACACUUGACCCUCCCACUUGACUGCCUGACUGACACACUGUCCAACUGGACCGGAGAUCACCUAAACCAACCGAAGGGACAGACGAGGUACCAUCCACACUCGCAGCUGCCCCGUCACCCGGGGAACGCCCCUGGGCGGCCCCAGCGUAACUGUACAUACUUUUCUAAGCGUUCCAAAGCUCGGAAGCCAUUAACCAUUGCCCCGUCCUCCUAGGAGAACCUCCUUUUUUCGGACCGGUCGGUUCCUAGUCGGGCGGCAGAGGGCUGCGUUCAGAAUUCCUUCUAUUUGUAAAACCUUAGCGAAGACACAAAAUGUAAAUAGUUACCGAAGUAACGAACAAUGCCGUGACAUAGUGGUGCCGCUGCUCCUCACCUACAAACGCCUGUCAUUAGCGAGCUAACAGACCAGUGGCUUCAGUCCCCUAGACGAGCACUCCAGAGCUCUCAGGGCGGCAGAAGGUUACGGUAUCGCUGUAGACUUUGCACUCCCUGUUAGGAUGGGCCUCUCCUUCGCUCCCCGAGGGUCAAACACCCCAUUUCUGACUUUUUUGAUCAAAAACAAGAAAAAACACAUUUAGAAUGUACUGUCACUUAAAUUGGAAAUAGAGAUGCUAUUGUUAAUAUUCAUAUCACGCUACGUGACUCACAGCUUUGAAAAACAAACAACAAAAAAAUCUACAUGAAUACUGAAUGAAUUGUUAUGCAGAGGGAGGUGGUGGUCAUUCUGUGGACUUUGGAGCCAGAGUGUCCUAGCAGACCAGUUAAGCCGUUUCAUUCUCAGUGCAGCGUAAUGAUCAAAAGAAGUUGGGUUUUUGUUUUUGGGGGGUUUUUUGUAUGAAGGGGUCUGCAGUGCAAAGCUACGCAUGUGAGCAAUGAAAUGUGAAGAAAUGGGAUUGGCAUGCCGUUUGUUUAUUCAGCAUUGAAAGGGUAACUGCGAGUCUGGCCAGUCGCCCACACCCACGCUGGAGGACUGUGAUCGCGUGACUUUGUCACAAAGUGUCUUUUAACGUCGCAGCAGCGUCAGCGGAACGUUUGAGUCAGAAAUGACCCGCUGUCCUCAUCCCUGGUGGUGUGUGAGUUUCCCCCUCAGAUUCUAGUGUGGAGAGAGAAUGUUUUUUUUCCUCGCUCUUUUGGUUAAUCUGGCAUUUUUUAAUUUUGUUUAAUUCUUUCACAGUUUUGUGUGUGUGGGGUUUUUUUGAAAAUGGCACAUUUAUUUUAGUUAAAAUUGGAAAGUAGAAAAACUGAGGGUGUAGAAUGUACAGUCCAUGCUCCCUCCUUAAUGUCCUUCUUUGUGCCCCUUCUCAAGAUUCUGCCUGAGGGCCUACAUCUUCUCUCACUUGCCCUCAUACGUCAUGAGUGUGGCAGUAAUCCUGUAGUGGCCCCUUUAUGCUCCCUGAUCCACAAUCUUAACCCCCCACCUAACCGUCGCCACAACUUUACCCCCUCGAUUUAUUGAGGAGGAGGAACUGGGCUCAGUCCAUGGCUGGGAGUCUGAGAUUGGAGGUGGGAGGAGGGUAUGAGAGUGGAGGUGGGAGGAUGGUACGAGAGUGGAGGUGGGAGGAGGGUAUGAGAGUAGAGGAUGUGACAGAGUUUGAGUAAUUCAGCUGAGGAACCAACCAGCCUGUGAAUACCGAAGUCAGUUAACACGCCUGAAACACGGCAGCGUUCUGAUGAAAAGGGGGCCAGGAUUUGGGGACAUGAAGGACAGCUGUUUUCGGAGUAAAUCCACUUCUUAGUGCUUUACAGGGAUUAAAUUUCUACUGUGUAUUCAGUCAGGUACACAGACUGUCAUAUUUCUAAGGGGGGAGGGGGACUUUGCAGAGCAAUAGUUAGUGUGAUUCAGGUAUCGGUGCUGAGCUGACUAGUCUAUAACCUGGUACUGGUGAGAGGCUGUUUCUGUCCAGUUUUAAGGGGUUUGUCUCACCUGAGCAUCCAGACCUCUGAAGGAUGGUGUUUCGACUGGUUUGAUCAGCGUAUUGGAGGCAAAAUUGCAUACAUGUAAAAAAAUGACAACCAAAGGCUGAAAUAUCAUAUAUACUUGUUUUAAAAUCCAAAAUGGAUUGGCUUUUAUAUAGUAUAGUAUAUAGAUAUAUAUACACAAAAGCACUAGAAUGAAAGGUGCCUAUAUAGAGAGUCUAAAAAGCACAGAAUAGAUUGUAAACUGAAAUUGAUUGCACUUUUUUCCCCGUCUUUGCCAUAUACUUUUACUUGCAUAUCUCAGUAGUUUUGAACAAAGAGUAUCGUGCAGAUAUCGUAGAGAGAGAGCUGCCUCAGCAGCUCCUUUUUCUGUGAUCUCUACAGUGAAUGAAUAGCUAGAGCCACGUGGUGGGAAGUGUCAGCAGUCCAUCACCAUAUCCAAGUUUAUCGAGAUUUUUGUGCCUCAUCACACAGGACAAAAUGGGAUUGGGACCAAUCGACUGGUGAUUCUAACCUUGUGGAGCUAAAUCAAAAUAUACAUUGUUGACAUUGGGCCAACCACUUGACUUAUUCAGGCAGUGAGAGAUAGAAGAAAAUAUCAUAGUUACUGCAAGUUAGUAAUAUAUGUAUACCUAUGGCUGGGUGCUAUGCAAUUAGAGUAGUAUUUGCAAAAAUAAGUUUACCUUUUUAAACUGUAAGUUCAGGGCAGUGGUUUGAUGUUUUUUUUCUUGUCUUGCAAAUUGUAAACUGAAGAUGAACUAUGAUUUAAACUAACUCCAGUCCUACUAAAUGCAGUUGACUGGACAGGACAAAACUGUAAAGUCAAACCACAGUAGGGUUUUGUUACUAGCUUGGUUAUACUGUGAACAAAAUCGCAACAUCCCAAAUGGUCGUUUCUUGUAGAAUAUUCAGCGGUAUAUUCCAUAGUCAUUGAGUUUGCGCGCACUGUGUGUUAGCAGUUAAUUGACACCGUCUCGUGUGCUAAUCAGUAAAGUAACCCAUCAGUUUGUGGUCAGUAUAGUGCCCCGGGGCAGGGGAUUCUUGAUACUUAAUGACCAGAAGGGUAGGGGAAAGUGCACUUGUAGAAGUGGCCUUUGAACGUGGCAUUGCUUCGCCGGGACAAUGUUACCGGUAGGAUCUCAAAGAAUGUAAGGGGGCGUUUCGAAAGAGAUCAGUCCGCCGCUGCGCAUCUCGCCUUACGAUUUCCCGUUUCUGAAGCGCAUUCAUUAUCACGCCAUACAAAAACCUGCGUUCGCCGAUCACGUGUGUGCACCUUUACGUUUUCGUACCUUUUUUCCCCGUUUUGGCAAAAUCAGACAACAGCCAGAGUGUGUUCCCAUGGAGACGAGCUGGUGCCGGCAGAAAUGCAGCGCGCCACCGUGUGCUGUUCCCAAAGCAGUGGUCACAUUGGGUGUAAUACACUUAAGCAGACAGCAGGGGGAGCCCUCCGUGUUAGAACACGUGUGAACACCACAAAUGAAGAUACACGUUUAAGCAGUGUAGGGGACUGGAGGCUCCUGACUGGAGACAGAAGUUUGAAAACUUUAACAGACCUAAUAACGUCUAACAGUAAAGUGUGUUACUUUUAAUCAUACAUUUAAUGACACAGAAGCUACAUUACAGGGGGUAGGCUUAUGCCAGGAAAGAUGAAGACCGAUUGCAUAGAGGAUUUAGAAAGUGUUUGAAGAAUAGGCUGGAACAAUAAAAGGUAGCACAGACGUAUUAGGCAGAGUAUAUAUGAAAUAUGUUAUCUAUAAUAUAGAAAAAUCUAUAUUGAGAUUUGUACAUUUUGAAAUAAGAUUAUUAUAGAUGGAAGCACAAAGUAUUUUAUGUUGGAGAGAACAGAUAUAUAAAGAUAUAAAGAUAUAAAACAUUGUGGAUAUAUAAAGAUAUAUCUGAGGGAUUCAAGCGGUCUUGUGAAUGAGAGCCUCUCUGGAUGUGCGUAUGGGUGAGCGUGUGUGUCGUUUCGGAUUGGAGCAAACAGAGGAACAAGCGACCCCCCCUUCUGUUUGGAGGUGAACGGACACCUGCCCGAGCCGGUGACAUACGAGUAAGGGUGGGGUCCAGGGUCACCUUGGACAUGCGGACGGACAGACAGACAGUCACCUGUAUGGAUGCGGCUCACUCCAUCCCGUAUCCUAACCACACCGCCAGCGCGUGAAGUGAGCCGCGGCUCUCAUCUGGCCAUCCUCACUAUGGUGACGAGAAGCAGGGACACCCUGUGGACCUGUGUAACCUCCCGUGCAGUCCUUGAUGCCGCAACACACUACACCGAUAAAGUGAUCGCUUUAAUUACUGCAGCCACUCCACUACUCCUCAGCGAAGCGCUCGUGUGUGUAUGGCUGACGUCUGGUCAUUAGCCUUACUGCUGUGGGUUGUCCCUGCUUCAGAGCUACAUCAUUGCGUUGAAGUGUUCUGCUGGGUCAGGUGGUCAGCUGUCUGUCUGUCUGCCGCUCCCGGUGACCGGAGUGGGCGAUAUGAAUGUAAGCCGGCGUGACUGUCUCCAGCCUGUCACUUUGAGAGCCCCGAUCUGUACCUGUCACCUCAGUGGGAGUAGGCUUCAGGCUUCAACACACAACACUGCUGUUACCAUUGUUGUUACCAGUCUGCAGUAGGGGAACCCCCCCCCCC
Megalops cyprinoides (Indo-Pacific tarpon) is the source of this 10213-nucleotide messenger RNA. Its product is annotated as misshapen-like kinase 1. Gene Ontology annotation, molecular function: ATP binding; protein kinase activity. The record is from RefSeq and is a predicted model, not a curated record. Gene Ontology annotation, biological process: protein phosphorylation. Lineage: Eukaryota; Metazoa; Chordata; Actinopteri; Elopiformes; Megalopidae. The coding region runs from base 1463 to 5386 and encodes 1307 amino acids. The transcript has 32 exons.